CCGUGAGGCUGGCUGUUACCUGGAGCCAGAGCCAUGUCAAUAAAUAAAUAAUGCAAUUAGUUUUUGCAACUUGAGAGAGCCUGUCUCUGUCCCUACUAGUGUCUUCGGAUUGUUACAACAUUUAAAACGGUUCAUCAGAAGACAAUUCCUCGAGAGGAUCCAAGAUAAGUCACUGCAGAACUUUUCUGCCACUAUUAGAGCUCUAGUACUACCGUUUAAAAUAAUAGAACAACCGAAACCAUCCAUCACUGACCCCGCAUUCGGAUUUGUCAACUCGAGAGACCUGGAUGCACAAUGAAAACAAGGCCGCUGGCGGGUUGUCAUCACCAACUAGAGAACGAGCUCAACUCGUAAUUCACAAAGUAAAUGUGUUAUUAGUGACGGACAUCUAUCCGCAUCGCCGUUAAUCCUCAUUUACAGUGACGACGCACCUAUUGUUUUGUGUGUGAAGGGUUUUGGACUAGACUAGCAUGAGUUCCGUCCGUCCGGGGACUGCUAGCAUGCUAGCACGAGCACAGUAGGAAGCAGGGUUAACUUCAUUGGAGAUUGCUUGCCGAACGACUGGUGAUUUAACCAAGACAUUAUGGUGAGGACUAAAACGCCUUUAGUUAAUAAUUAUUAGCUAAUGCGUUUUGCAUUUUCGAAAAUCUUACUGGCUUCUCAUAUUGCAUCAGUGGCAAUAGCUAUGAACUGAAGCUAUUGGUUUUGAACCCCAUAUGAACAUUUCGUGUGGUUACGCUUCGUGAACUGGACAGGAUGCAUAAGGCGGUAUGCAUCUGGCUACUAAAAUAACUGUCAUGAAAUUGUUUUGAAGUCGCCCUGGCAGUGGUGCAAGUUAGCAUGUUAUUCUAGCCAGAGCCUCCUAUGGUCCAGCGGCUGAAGAAAACGGUCCAGGGUAUUUUUCCCCGAAGGGAGUAGAAGGGUGGGUGGUGAAUCACUGGUUACAUGUUACCAGCGGUUGACUUGAAGAUCUCAACUGAGAAUCCCGAUUAAUUUGUAGUCUGGUGGACGUCAUUAUCUGCUAUGGCCCAGGAAGCGUUUCCAUUGCACUAUUUGGUGUGGAACAAUCAAUAUCAACAACUGGACAGGGAGCUGCAGACAGAUCAGCAAGAUUUGGAGAGGUUGGACCCGCGCGGGCGGACCCCGCUCGAGCUGGCAGUGUGCCUGGGGCACCUCGAAUCCACGCGUGUACUGCUCAGACACAAUGCAGAUCCUACGCACUGUAAUGCGCAAAACUGGACAGUGUUGCAGGAGGCGGUCAGCACGGGUGAUCCAGAGCUCGUGCAGUUGGUCCUCCAAUAUCGGGAGUACAAGAGGGCCACGGAGAGGCUGGCGGGAAUACCUGAACUUCUGAGCAAACUGCGUCAAGCGAGAGAUUUCUACGUGGAGAUGAAGUGGGAGUUCACUAGUUGGGUCCCUCUGGUGUCCAAGGUGUGCCCUAGCGACGUGUAUCGCGUCUGGAAGAGUGGCUCGUGCCUGCGGGUCGACACCACCUUGUUGGGGUUUGAACACAUGACCUGGCUAAAGGGCCACCGAAGCUACAUAUUUAAGGGUGAAGAGGGGGGUGCGGUGGUCAUGGAGGUCGAUCAUGACAAGCAGGUGGUGUACACCGAGCCCCUGUCCCUCUCGGCCCAAGACACUUCCUCUCUCCUCGACGCCAUGUUGCCCUCACAGGAGAACACUGCACAGAGACUCACGUCACCCAUAGUGUCCACGCACCUCAACACGCGCAACAUCGCCUUUGAGAGGAAUAAGUCUGGUAUCUGGGGCUGGCGCUCUGAGAAGUCUGAGGCUGUCAGUGGAUAUGAAGCCAAGGUUUAUAGUGCCAGUAAUGUUGAACUGGUGACGCGAUCUCGAACAGAGCAUCUAUCAGACCAAGACAAGUCCAGAUGUAAAGGCUCCAAAACACCUCUGCAGUCAUUUCUGGGUAUCGCCGAGCAGCAUGUCGCAGAGAAUGGAAGUCAAGUUUCUCAAUGUGCAAGUCCAAACAACCCCACAGCCAUCACAGCAGAGGAAUACUUUGACCCCGAAUUUAUUCUAAACAACAGAGACAUCGGACGACCGGUGGAGCUCACCAGCAAAGUGCAAAAAUUUAAGGCGACUCUCUGGCUGAGUGAGGCCCAUCCCCUCUCGCUGGCGGAGCAGGUCACACCCAUCAUCGACCUCAUGGCUAUCUCCAACGCCCACUUCGCCAAACUCCGAGACUUCAUUACGCUGCGCCUCCCACCAGGCUUUCCAGUCAAGAUAGAGAUCCCGUUAUUCCAUGUACUUAACGCCCGGGUGACCUUCAGUAACCUGUGUGGCUGUGACGAGCCUGUCAGUUCUGUCACUGUACUGUCACCACCUGAGGCCAGUGAAACUGGCGUUCCAGGCUCCACAGAUGACUCUACAUCUUCGGGCAACACUCCGCCGCCUCCCCUCCAAUGCGAGGUCGACCAGUCUGUGUUUGAUCCUCCUGCUGACUACACCAUGCUGGGGCCAAGCCGUAGUGAGCCUAUGAGAGACGAGGACGAUAACCUACUGCAGUUCGCCAUCCAGCAGAGCCUUCUGGACGCUGGCACGGAGAGCGACCAGGUGACCAUAUGGGAGGCCCUGACCAACACACGUCCUGGUUCCCAACCUCCCCUCUACGAUGAGGACCCUCAGCUGGAGAGGGCAAUUCAGGAGUCGCUCUCCCUCUCGCUGGUCAGUGGAGAGGAUGGUGGGGAGGCCUCGGACCCUGCACCCCUGGAGCCGUCGGGCUUACCCCCACCACACCCUGCUGUCAACUCCCUGCCCUCCUAUGCCUCGCUGGGGGAAUCCAGGGAGCCUGGGGGUUUUGGCCUGGGGAGCAGCUUUGAUGAGCAGCUACGCAUGGCCAUGGAACUCUCAUGCCGGGAACAAGAGGAACUGGACAGGACGAAAAGGGAAGAGGAGGAGGAGUUGGAGAGGAUAUUACAGCUGUCCCUCACAGAGAAGUAACCAUGUCAACCACACAUGCAGUGGUGCGUGGGUGGUGUACAGGGUGUGGAGUGGGGUGUCAAAGGUUAAUUUAUUGUUUGCACUCUCUUUUUCAAUUUUAAAUUAUUCUUUUUUUAAUUAUUGUUUUUGAUUUUCACUUCAUUCCAACUGUUCUGGAAAAUAUGGGAACAUUUUAUAUCAUCUUAACAGGGAUGGACAUGAAGCAGGUGAUUGAGAAUAAGAGGGAAUCAGUAGGGGAAAUAAAAAGGGAUUCAUAAUGUCACUUUUGAAGGAAUGUAAGUUAAAGGUUUAUAAAAGGUGAAUGAUGCAGUCACUUUUGUUUUCCACCCUCCUGCUGUUAUCAUUUUUUUGCCAUUUGAAAUGUCAUCAUUAAAGUUCUGUGUUGAUGGGUUAAAGAGGCAACUGAUGAAUAUAAUUACACAUAAAAUAAUGAUGAUUGUACGAGGCAUCAAGUUCUGAUGGUUCACAGAUAUGAUAUGAAAAAUGAAUUUAUUAAAUUCUGGAAACAUUAUGGCAA
Messenger RNA from Engraulis encrasicolus (European anchovy), 3478 nucleotides. RefSeq names its product ankyrin repeat domain 13 family, member D (gene ankrd13d). The coding region runs from base 1024 to 2961 and encodes 645 amino acids. Lineage: Eukaryota; Metazoa; Chordata; Actinopteri; Clupeiformes; Engraulidae. The record is from RefSeq and is a predicted model, not a curated record. Gene Ontology annotation, cellular component: cytoplasm. Gene Ontology annotation, molecular function: protein binding. The transcript has 16 exons.